UCUUAACUCAUCUCAUAUAUAGCUACAAAAAAGAGCAAACCAGGCGUCGAUCGGACUGCCCCCUCCUGCCGCCUAAGUUGCUAAAUCAAAAUAACCCUAACACCUCUCAAAUUUCAGAAUACCUCUUCCAAGUUUUCUUCACUUUGUCUUCCUCCAAUGUACUGAGUCCUUAAUUUCCGUAAACCAGUUCAAUUUUGUUUAGCCCCGUGCAAGUUGUAUCUAUCAUUGAAGAUGGACAUCGAACAAAAACAAGCUGAGCUAAUCGAUCAUUUUGUCAAGCAAGCAUCGGUUCUUAAAGGCUCUGCUCUCGGUCCUGUUGUUACUGAGGCCACUUCUCACCCCUCCCUCUUCGCCUUCUCUGAGAUUCUCUCUGUACCCAGUGUCGCUGAGCUUGAAGGAACUGAAAAUUCCCGGUAUGUUGACCUGCUUCGGUUGUUUGCGCAUGGCACCUGGACUGAGUACAAGAAUAAUGCUGGUCAUCUUCCGGAACUGGUUCCUGAUCAAGUUCUCAAGCUUAAACAACUCACUGUGCUUACACUUGCUGAGAUGAACAAGGUUCUACCCUAUGAUCAACUAAUGCAAGAGCUAGAUGUUACAAAUGUUCGUGAACUCGAGGACUUUCUGAUUAACGAAUGCAUGUAUGCGGGAAUAGUUAGAGGCAAGUUGGAUCAGUUGCGAAGGUGCUUUGAGGUCCAAUUUGCAGCUGGGAGGGAUCUCAGACCUGGGCAACUGGGAAAUAUGUUACAAACGCUAUCAAGCUGGUUGGCUACAUCAGAUAAUCUACUUGUCUCGAUUCAAGAGAAGAUAAAAUGGGCUGAUACUAUGAGUGAGUUGGACAAGAAGCACAGGAAGGAUGUGGAAGAUAGGGUAGAAGAAGUAAAGAAGUCCCUUUCCCUCAAGAAGUUACACACUGUAAGCAGGCCGACGUUGACUUCAGAGGGCAUGAGGAGAUCUAUUCUGAACCUGGUGGAGUGAUGGAUUAUGAGGAAGACCGAAGCCGGCCUAAAAGGAGGCGGCAUCCAAUAUCUUGAAGGUAUAGAUAGAUCAAGAAACUUAUGUGAUAGGGUGUUUUGAAGCUACAUGCCAGAUUUUCAUUGAUGGCAUUCCAGCAGCAAAUGAUUUGUGCAUUGGGGACCUCUGUCAGCGAAGUUUUCAUUGUCAACUUAAUUUAUAUUGGAAAACCCUUACCUUGUUUUAAUCCUACUGUUGUUCACAUUGAGUUGGAAAGAACGGAUCCGAGGUUUGGUGGUGCGGCUGAAAUUUUAGAGUAGAAGCUCAAUGUUAUGAUUCUUAUCUUUUUGCUUUUUGAUGAUUGCCUUCAAUUUGCCACAAAAAAACAGUGCAUAUUAUGUAUUUUAGCGGCUUCAUACACAUGAAAGGUCAAUAGAUCUGUGGUUGAAAGUUUUUUGACU
Molecule: messenger RNA, 1412 nt
Organism: Jatropha curcas
Lineage: Eukaryota; Viridiplantae; Streptophyta; Magnoliopsida; Malpighiales; Euphorbiaceae
Gene: FUS5
Product: Proteasome component (PCI) domain protein
Cellular component (GO): COP9 signalosome
Source: RefSeq, a predicted model, not a curated record